AUGAUGUCGACACCGAGUAGAAAGCGGCGUCAGAAGGAGACCGGGGCACGGGAUCCGGCGGCGGGCGCGGGCGCGGGCGUCGCGGGGCUGGCGUUGUACGGGCUUCCGCGGCUGGGUGGUGCGACUGCCAACGACGGAAGCGGCGAGCAGCAGUGGUAUGCGGAAUGCAUCUUGCGCGCGCGGCGGAAAGCGAAGCCGGCCGGUGCGCCCGGCGAGUUCAGGCCUCACAUCGAUACCAGAUGGGAAUAUUUUGUGAAGUGGGCCGGCUUUGACGACAGCGAGAAUACGUGGGAGCCCGUGCAGAGUCUCAAAGCCUGCAAAGACCUCGUGCGGCGGUUCUGGGACAGCGUCAGCAGCCGUGACAGCCUAUCGGAGUCCCCCUACUUCAGAACCCAGGCGGGCUUCGUCAUCGUCGCCGGCGCCGAAUGGAUCGCGGACGAAAAGCUCAGAUUUGCCAAGCAUAUAUCGGAUGACGAGGUGAAGCUGCAAAAUGCGGACCCGAGGAGGUACUGGCAAAACGGCACUGUGCAGCUUGACACCGACAAUCCGCAUGGAGACGACGACGGAGACGAGCCCGGGCCAUCGCUCGUGGCCAACACUAGUACCACACCCAUCGAAACGAGCCUCGACACGAAAACCUUGGCAGCAAUUGCAAACUCUCCUUCUCCCAGCGCCAUUCCCAUCUACGACGACAACCGCACGACGCCGGACGAGAUUUUGGAGCAACAUAAUGCGGGUCUACAGCCGGGGCCAGCGGCAAUUUCUGAGGAAAUGCAAGUGGAGACGAACGGAAUAGCAACGCCGAUUAUCUCAAUUCCGGAGGACUAUGGCCCGCUGAAUUGUACCGCGGGCGUUGACCCGCCCGCCCAGACAGUGUCCGCCCUUCCUUCGACUUAUGCUUCUUCAUGGGGUAUUCCGACGCUCUUGCUAUCUACCUACGACCGGCUAUCCCCCAGAUCGAAUGUCAACGUUGCCGCAAGACCCCCGGACGCGCAGCCCUUGCUGAAUACGCUGGAGACUGAUGUGGAAAUGCCACCGGCUGAUGAUGCUCCGCCCGGCAACAGUGCCUCGAGCCAUGCCUGGUCUUUCUCGGAGGAUGCUGACCCUGGGCGGGGAGAACAAGGCGCGGUGGACGUUGCUAUGGGCGCGCCAGCCACCAUUGUUGUUGAGGCCGAAGAACCGCCUGAAACUCUGAUGCAAACCGAAACAGCGACAGCGACGUCGCAACCCCGAACCGGGGAAAUAGCGACGAAUGACAAGGACGGCGCGCGGCCAGCACAUCUGCCGACGCCCGACGCCACGCCUGCGCCGUCUGCAGCACAACCGCUCCCUGCCGGGCUUGCAUUAUCCACCCCGCGUCCGUCGCCGGCUCAACCAAUAGUCCCAUUGCCCCCUCCCGAUCUCCGCGCUGCUCCGCUUUGUGCGCCGCCACCUUCAAUUCCCCCAACAACUGUUAACACGGCACCUCCUCGCCAGCCGCAGCGACCCAAGGCGCCCCGCCACGGGCCGGGCAUCAAGAUCCUCGCCCUCCGUUGCGGUGCCGUCGGGAACGGAACGAAGCGGCGGGUGGAGGAGAUGAGCUACGGUGCUCGGGGAGCGGCUGUCGUUACGGGGAAUGUGGAAAUGCCGAUAGAGCCGAGGGCAAAGCGGGCGGGCGGGAGGAAACCGAAUUCUCCGACCGCGCCGUCCCAUGCUGCGGCGGCCCCCACUGGUCCAGCGAUAUCGGCCACGGUCGGAGCGGCGGAGGACCGAGGCUUAGCUCAAAAGUCAGAUGCUUCGACCGCCACACCCAGAAAACAGGCGACAGCUAGAGAACACUGUUUGACGGCCCAACUUGGAUCAUCCUGCCUAGACCCGAGGAGCGCUGCGCCCUCGCAGCCGCUCGAAGGCCACGCGCAAGAGACCGGGGGAGGUAUCGCUGCGAGCCGAAGGAAAGAGCAUACGUUUGUGGACAGCGGGCUUGAGGAGCGGAGCACUAGCAUGGGCCCCAACACAGGAAACAGCAUAACAGGAAAGAAUACUAGUAACAACUGCAACAAAGGCCCCCCCAGGGGUGGCUCCAGCGCGCACGAACUGAAUCCAGCGCCGACCAGCGCCCAUUGGCCGUGGUCCCUCAAAGAUUUCCUUGACUGA
Mycena indigotica is the source of this 2133-nucleotide messenger RNA. RefSeq names its product Chromo domain-containing protein. The transcript has 9 exons. Gene Ontology annotation, biological process: negative regulation of transcription by RNA polymerase II; chromatin organization. Bases 1 to 2133 code for a protein of 710 amino acids. Gene Ontology annotation, molecular function: chromatin binding. Gene Ontology annotation, cellular component: pericentric heterochromatin. The record is from RefSeq and is a predicted model, not a curated record. Lineage: Eukaryota; Fungi; Basidiomycota; Agaricomycetes; Agaricales; Mycenaceae.